AUGGCCAACACAAUUUCUGGUCUUCUUUCUUCAAACCCUCUCAAGCGCAAGGCGUCCCAAACGUCUUGCCUCUCCCCCUCUAAUGCUGCUGCUCUCCCUCCCUGCCUAUCCUCCGACUCAACCUCCCUCACGGGCUUCUUCUCUUCCUCCGCCGUCGCCGCCGACGCUGGCGCUUCGUCUCAGAACGAGCACCCCAACCAGCCCUCCGCCAAGCGCUACCGCGGCGUGCGUCAGCGCUCAUGGGGCAAGUGGGUGUGCGAGAUCCGCGAGCCGCGCACGCGCGCGCGCGUCUGGCUGGGAUCGUACAGCUCGGCGGAGGAGGCCGCGCGCGUCUACGACACCGCUGCGCUCAUGCUGCACGGCGCGCACGGCGCGGAGCGCCGGCUGAACUUCCCCCACGCCGCGGCGACCUCCAUCGAGGGGGGAAUCCGCAUGCGCCCCGUCGUGGUCUCCCGCGCAACGGCCGAGUCUCUCCUCCGCGCGGCGCGCAAUCUCGCUGCGUCCGCGAACGGCGCGGAGUCAGCGGCAGCGGAAGCCGACGCGAAGACGUUCAACAGCGAGUGGGUGCAGCUGGAAAUCGCGGGCGGUAACGUCCUCUUUGCAGAGUGCCCCGCGCCCGGGCUCCUCCCCUUCACCCCCAUCGCUCCAGCUCCCGCCGUUGCGCCGUCGGUCCCCGCUGUCGCCCCCGCGCCUGCUGCGAAUCCCUCACCUUCUCCUGUCCCCGCCGACAACCUUCCCGUCGCAUCGUUCACAAGUGCCGCCGACGUCGCAGGCGUCGCGUGCUUCAGCAGCGACAACGACAGCAGCUCUAUUCUGGAGCUCCCAGAGCUCGACUGGCCCGAAAUCGAGAAGUCCGAGUCGACUCUCUUCGAGGACGCCUGGAAUCUGUCCGACGAAGAGCUCUUCGGCUCCGCUUCCGCUUCCGCCUCCGCUUCCCCCUCCGCUUCGGUUUCCGCUUCCCCCUCCCGCAACUCCGCCUUCGCCUGGGAGUCGGAGUCGGCCGCCGCGCUCGAGAGCCCCGUCCCGUUUUUCCCGGUCGAUGAUGAGGGGAUUCAAUUCGUGCCUUCCCCGCCGACGUUUCCGCCGGUGUUCCCCGCACCUGUCGACGCGCCCUUGUCGCCGUCUUCCUCGUACGGCAGCUUGUCGCGCUCCGCGUCCGUCAGUAACGACGUCGCCGUCGGCGCGGCUUCCGACGCCGUCUCCGCGGGCUCCGCGGGGAACGCGCAGCAGCGGCAGCGCGCGGACGUGCUGGUGUCGCUGGUGCGCGAGCUGACGAGCAUCACGGCCGUCCUCAUGAUGAUUGUCUUUCUUCCCGAAAGCCAACCUCCUGACGAGCUCGAGACGAAUUCUCGUGUGUCAACCUGA
Molecule: messenger RNA, 1365 nt
Organism: Closterium sp. Naga37s-1
Lineage: Eukaryota; Viridiplantae; Streptophyta; Zygnematophyceae; Desmidiales; Closteriaceae
Source: the annotation of a GenBank genome assembly